Vicia faba (fava bean) is the source of this 1098-nucleotide messenger RNA. NCBI's taxonomy places the organism in Eukaryota, Viridiplantae, Streptophyta, Magnoliopsida, Fabales, Fabaceae. The record is from the annotation of a GenBank genome assembly.
AUGAUGUUCGCAUUUACUUCUCCUGGUGCUAAGAUGGACAACAAAUUCAAAAAUGGUAGAGGUCCUCCUAAUUAUCGAAUUCACGGUCAAUCAUGUCACUGCAUAGGAAGCAUGUUACCAUUGCCAGGUCAAAAUCCACAUUUUGCUCAACUCUAUAUAUUUGAUACCGAACAUGAAAUUCAAAAUAAGGUUGAUGGAGUCAGAACCAAAACUGGAGUUGAUAUUAAUAUCGUGAAAAAAUUAUGUUCAAUGUUAUAUGAACACAAUGUGCAUGCUAAGAGUUUCAAAAUGGCGAUGGAUAUACUUGCUGAAGGCAAUGUUUCUGACCUAAAACUCCAUCUCAUUUCCGAGCGAUGUACUGAUGGACGACUAUAUAAUCAACCAAUUGUUUCUGAAGUUGCUGGGCUAACUGUCGGUGAUGUUGAUACCGCAAAAAAAAGAGACAUUAUAAUGAAGAAACAACAUGAUGGUUAUAGGCCUAACAUUAAGCAUUGCAAUAAAGGAUCGAAUAAUGUUCGUAUUUCAGAAUUAACACCUUUAAUAGCGUGUAAUAAGGAUGUUCCAUGGGAGCAAGCAACUAAAAUAAAUAGGCUAACAAUUAGGGAGUGGUUUUCCUUUAGGAUCCAAGCGAGGAAAAAUGAGCCACAAACAAUUAUCAGAUCAAGAAGGCCAUUCCAAGAGUUUUUGGUCGAUGGUUUUACAAUGAUGGAAUCUGAGAAACUUCGAUGGCUAAGAAAAAACCAGUCGAAGCUACGAAUAGGCAAUUACGUUGGAUUUCUUGAUUUGUUUAUUAUGUUCACAUGUAAUCCAAACUGGCCGGAAUUUCAACGUGUACUAGGUUCUGAUAAUCUAAAAGCAGCAGAUCGUCCAGAUCUCAUUUCAAGAAUUUUUAAACUGAAAUUUGAUGAGUUACUGUCAGAUUUGACCAAAAAGAGUGUGAUGGGAAAGGUUCUUUCAUAUAUGUAUGUCGUUGAGUUUCAGAAAAGGGGCCUACCACAUGCUCAUAUUUUAAUUUCCCUACAUCCAACCAAUAAGUAUUCAAUACCCACUGACAUAGAUUGUAUCAUAUCGGCUGAAAAAACCAAACAAAGACACUGA